Molecule: messenger RNA, 1818 nt
Organism: Centruroides sculpturatus (bark scorpion)
Lineage: Eukaryota; Metazoa; Arthropoda; Arachnida; Scorpiones; Buthidae
Product: adhesion G-protein coupled receptor G2-like
Exons: 4
Biological process (GO): G protein-coupled receptor signaling pathway; cell surface receptor signaling pathway
Cellular component (GO): membrane
Molecular function (GO): G protein-coupled receptor activity
Source: RefSeq, a predicted model, not a curated record
AUUUUGCAGGAUCCUGAACCAAAUACAACUAUAUCCGAAGUGCAUCGAAAAGCUCUUUCUCUUAUUUCUUAUAUCGGAUGUGGAUUAUCUGUUUUUGGAUUAUUCCUAACUAUCAUUACUUAUUCUCUGUUCAGGUGUUUGAAUAAGGAUCAUUCCGGAAAAAUCUUGCUCAAUCUCUGCAUCUCUAUGCUUUUAAUGAAUCUAUCGUUUCUAGCCAACUCUAUUCCACUUUUUCGUAAAGAAUUGUGUACAAUAUCAGCCAUAUUCAUCCAUUAUUUUGUUCUAACCACUUUAUCUUGGAUGUGCGUAGAAGCUAUAAAUAUCUACCAAUUAUUAAUUCAUGUAUUUGCAUCAGUAGAAACUCGUUUUAUGUUAAAAAGGUUCAUUGUUGCUUGGGGAAUUCCAUUUAUCAUUGUGGCCAUAACAGCAGGAAUAAAUUUAAAAUAUUACGAAAAUCCAAAUGAGUACUGUAUGUUGUCUCCAGAAAACCCAUAUGUCUAUUAUAUUUCUCUUCUUGGACCGUCUUGUCUUAUUUUAUCUGUAAAUUUAAUUGUAUUCAUUAUGGUGAGUCGAGUAUUAUUUACUCCUCGCAUGAACUCCAAACCAGGAGCAACGAAAAAGAGAGGAACUGUCACAAUUGCUCAGAUCCGUGGUGCGUUUACUGUUAUGGUGCUUUUAGGAAUAACUUGGGUAUUUGGAGCUCUAGCCGUGAAACAAGUGAAGUUAAUAUUUCAAUAUAUUUUCUGUAUUGCAAAUUCUCUUCAAGGGCUAUUGAUUUUCAUCGUCAGAUGUUUGUUAUAUCCAGAAGCUAGAUGUGCUUGGAAACAAUUAAUAUCUACUGGCACUUUAAAACGACAUCGUGGUGUUUCUCCUCCUGGAGGCUCAUGGUACGCAAAUUCAAAUUCCAGUCAAAAACAAAACGGUUGUUCAACAUCUAGUCGUCUAAACAGUAGCGAGAAUACAAACGCUAUUGUCUUCAAUACUAAUUAUUGGAAUUCGGAAAAAGAAUCAAGCAGAUCAUUGCCACUGAAGUUUCCUUGUUUGGGGACUGUCACCACUGCUAAAAACAAUGUUCAGCAAAAGGAACCAAAACGAAAAUCAAACAAUACUGGUUUAUAUGGGACUACUUAUGCCAGAAAUUCUAGAGAUCUUCCUCCUCCUCUUAAUGAUCCUACAAUUGUUUAUAUAGAUGAAGAAGAACAAGAGAAAGUAUUAGACAAUUCGCAUCCUUCCGAUGUGUAUAAAAGUCUUUUGGAGCGACCCGAUUAUUUUAGUCAAGAAUUGGAAAAAAGAAAUACUCUUCAGAGGACUGUCACUACUUUCUUAACAGGAAGGGAAGGACAGAGAGAUACACCCACUGCUUCGCUUCUUGCAGAAUCUCCCCACACAGAACAGAGUAGUGUUGCUGAAAGUCCUGCUCCCACAGAACAGAUGCCACAAACACGAAAUGAGAAGAAAAAAUUAUCAGUCAAGUCAAAAGAAUCGAAUGAAGAUAACCGAAAUGAAAUCACGACCCAAACUAGAAUGGACAGCACAGAAGAACGUACAGAACUAUAAAAACUGAAAUGAGGGAUGUAUUUCUCUCGUGAAUUAGUCCAAAGAUUGGCAGUAUUAUUCAGGUGACAUAUUCAUAAGCUGACUUUAAAUUAUAUACUCACCUACCCAUAGUCCUCUCGAAGAGGCAAUGUACAGAACAGGUGGAUAAAAAGUCCUAUUAUAUAUUUGUUAUAAUCUCGUUUAAAAAAUACUACUAAUUAGUAAAUGCAAGAAAUUCGAUGUAAAGAUUUAAUUAGAAAUUAAAUUGUUUUUAACCUUCUU